Apodemus sylvaticus (European woodmouse) is the source of this 1143-nucleotide messenger RNA. RefSeq names its product PHD finger protein 11-like. Gene Ontology annotation, molecular function: histone binding; histone deacetylase binding. Bases 76 to 1083 code for a protein of 335 amino acids. Gene Ontology annotation, cellular component: nucleus. The transcript has 10 exons. Lineage: Eukaryota; Metazoa; Chordata; Mammalia; Rodentia; Muridae. The record is from RefSeq and is a predicted model, not a curated record.
UAAAAGCUAGAAGUAGAAGCUGGAAACCAGAAACUAGAAACUCAGUCGCACUCACAUGAGUGCAGGUACCCUGUCAUGGCCCAAGAGACAGCUCAGCCAUGCGGCCCAGUCUCAACAGGUGACUGUCCAGUUAUAGAAAAGAUGGAAAAAAGAACUUGUGCCCUUUGCCCUGAAGGCCAUGAGUGGAGUCAGAUAUACUUUGCACCAUCAGCAAAUAUAGCUGCUCAUGAAAACUGUCUGCUGUAUUCCUCGGGACUGGUGGAGUGUGAGGUCCAUGAUACACCUAAUACAACUAGAAACUUUGAUGUCAAAUCAGUAAAGAAAGAGAUCUGGAGAGGGAGAAGAUUGAAGUGCUCACUCUGUAAUGAAGGAGGCGCCACAGUGGGAUGUGACCUAUCGCACUGUAAGAAGAGUUACCACUAUGUCUGUGCCAAAAAGGACCAAGCCAUUCCUCAAGUUGAUGGAGACCAUGGAAUUUACAAAGUAUUUUGCCCAGAACAUGCACCACAACAAGAAGAGACCACCGAAAGUGCUGAUAGCCCAAGCAUGAAAAAGAAGAGAGGAAGGAAGAAACGCCUCUCACCAGGCCCUCCCACAGAGCCAAAAAAGAUGAAGUUCAGUAGCUCCAAAAGACACAUGAUGGAAGAGCCUGAUGACCGCACAGCUGCCAAAGCUUCUUUUCUUAAGAAAUGUCAGGAAGCAGGACUUCUUACUGAAUUAUUUGAACAGAUCCUAGAAAAAGUGGAUUCAAUUCAUGGAAGAUUCAUGGAUGAGACUGCCUCAGAGUCAGACUAUGAAGGGAUCGAGACCUUACUGUUUGAAUGUGGAUUGUUUGGAGACACAUUAAGAAAAUUCCAAGAAGUAAUCAAGAGCAAAGUGUGUGAAUCUGAAGGAAAGCAGAGGCAGAUGAAGCAGCAGCUGGAGGCACUUGCAGACUUACAACAAAGCUUGUCCUCAUUUCAAGACAAUGGAGACCUGGACCACUCAAGCUCUGCUUCAGGAUCCUCGCUACCUCCUGAGGACCACCAGGUCAGAUGCCAGGGGUCUCCUGAAGUGCAAGCAGGCUCAGGAGACAGCCUGUGACAGAUCCACAGUCCCUCCCACUCUGCCCUGCUGCAGCUCAUCCAUGCUGAGUACCUGACU